UUUGAAUCGACAGACGUUGCAAAGACUGCACACAACAACAAGCUCACGAAAGACACGAUGGCGACCAGCACGACCACCAUUGCUAGCAGUGCGCGUGGAUCGCCCGCGCCAUCGCUGCAGCAGGGCGAACAGGAACAGGGCCAGGACAUGCCAAGAACGCUCAGCAGAGCCGAGACGGACGUCUUGCGGCGCUGCUUAGCCUUCUUGGGCUUCCGCCUCCUGAUCAUUGAGGCAACAAGCAACGCGUUGACCAGCGACGAGGAGAGAGCUUUGGCCAGCAAAGAGAGCGCUGUCUCGCUGGGAGAUGUCAUUCGCGAUGCAUCGGAAUCGGACGAGGCCUUUGCUGCCCGCUACCCUGAGGGCGUCAAUUUCAAGCGGGUGGACCUCCAGCAGCAGUUUAAGCGCAUUCCGUAUCGCGUACAUAAGGUCAUUGGUAUGAUCCCGGAUGAUCUGCAACGGAUGCUCAAGGCAGCCAUCAGCAGCUUUGAUGAAGUGACUGUUGAGGCCGCGUUGGAGGAGGGUAGUGUCACGUGUGCAGCUCCAACGAUUGACAGCAACCUCAAGCAGCAGCGCGCAGACCUGUGGCGGCCGCUUGCGCCAAGCGAAGUGGGAAAGAUUGCCAGAAGCUUGGCGACACCGCGCAGCCAGGCUUCGACCUCAUCGUCUCGGUCUUGGAGCCGCAAGUCAGCAACUAUGGCUGAGAAGAGGACGAUUGUCAUGAACGACCGGAUGUUUGGCGAAGUGGAUGCACGCGUGUUCCGUGCCACGAAGAGGAUCAAGGACGAGUUGACCGCCAGCGUCGCCUCCUGCACCAAAACAUGGCCCAAACUGUAUACGGACUGUGAAGGCAUCAUGCAGAGCGACUUUCAAGUGAAUCUUCAAGUGUACAUUCAAACACGCAAGUGGCCCUUGGCGACCCCACGCUUCAUCGUUCAGGCACCAUUCGCACACAACCCCGAGUUUCGAGUUGACUUGGCCUUCAUAUUCCAGGAUACAUGGACCUUUGUCUUCCCUCUCCUGUGCGAGUUCAAGAGAAGUGGCCUCCCGCUCGACAAAGUGGAGGCCAUGGCGCAGCUGGACGAAUACGCGUCACAUGCCACGAAGGCGCUCCCACGCCGCGCUGUUGGGCUGCCCUUCCCCUUUGGCAUCACUGUCACUGGCAACACCGUCAGUGUCUUCGCAUAUGUCUUGACCCGCGACCACCAGGACCUGGAAAAGAUUUAUCGCAUCCCGCUUCUCAAAGACGCAAAGAUUGAGACUAUGCCGGCCAUCCUCGACGUCCUGCUGAGCAAGGACCGCAUUGCCUAUUUCCAGGCCCUGUCCCGCCACAUGGAAGGCAAGAGCUCCGACAACGCCAGCGACACCAGCGACGCCGGCGACGCCACGCAUCAGCUGGCACUGCUGCACCUGGACGAUGGCGAUGGCGAUGGCGCUGGUGAUGGUGAUGGCGAUGGCGAUGGCGACACCAGCGACGCCGGCGACGCCACGCAUCAGCUGGCACUGCUGUACCUGGACGAUGGCGAUGGCGCUGGUGAUGGCGAUGGCGCGGACGCGUAUGCGUGCCCACCGCUGUACGGCGUUGCGAAGAAGGACUGGCCGUGCGAGGAGAGCGCUCUAGCCGAGCACCGUCUGUUCGUCACCAGAUUCUACGCGCCGCAGCCCAACGUGCGCAUCUUCAACAGCCGCGUGCUCAAGGAAGUGCCAGAACGCGACGCAGACAACAUCCUGCGCGCCUGGAAGAUUGCCCACCCGAGCAUCAACGUCGUGCGCGUCGGCCCCAUGCCCCAGGGCCAGUGCGUGCUCGAUGCCCCUUACCUUGGCAAGACGUGGGUGGACCAGCGGCCAACGCGGAUUGAGCAGAUUGACGAGCCUGUGGAACAGCUGCUGCGCCUGCUGCGCAAAGGGCUGUGCCACGGUGACGUCCGGAACGAAAACAUCGUCAUUGGUCCGGAUGGGCGCACCAGCAUCAUCGACUUCGACAUGACCCAGGACCUGGGCACGGAUCUGCCCUCCGGCCUCAUCACGGACUACCUGGAGCGGCCAGCGCGCGUGUUUGGCCGCAUGCGCAGGCUCAAGCGAGAGGCAGGCGAUGAUUUCGAGUCCCUGAUGUUCUCAUGGGCACGAGCAUGCUCCACCAGCCCAGAUAUCUUCGGCUGCGAGUUUGCUCAGCAGGUUUUCUGUGCGCGGGAGCGUGUUGUUGAGCUGCUGACGAAGGAGCGGGGCCGGCUGUUGGCGGAGGGGGCCGACGACGCGAUUGUGCACCGUGUCGACGCCGCCAUCCACAGGUGCGAGAGGGCCACCCUGUUUGCCUGA
Salpingoeca rosetta is the source of this 2313-nucleotide messenger RNA. RefSeq lists its product as uncharacterized. The transcript is spliced from 9 exons. Bases 58 to 2313 code for a protein of 751 amino acids. NCBI's taxonomy places the organism in Eukaryota, Choanoflagellata, Craspedida, Salpingoecidae. The record is from RefSeq and is a predicted model, not a curated record.